CCAAAUAAAGUGGUCCUCGUGUGAAAGUGGAACCUCCGGUAACGGGUCUGACCCUUUAGCCGAGCGGUCGACCAAGUACCAAAUGGCCUCAGCUCCACCACAUAACUUCUCCUGGGUUGACCCAGGCAAGCUGGCCGGACUGGCGCUUCCCAGAAUGGCUGCUCACUACAAGUAUCUGCUGGACAACAACAUCAAACAUCUGGUCUGCCUGUGUGAGAGGAAACCCCCGUAUCAUGACACGUGCCCCGACUUAACACUACAUCACAUCAAGAUAGCUGAUUUCACUCCUCCGUCACCACAUCAAAUCGAGAGAUUCCUUGGCAUCGUGGAAGAGGCAAACUCCAAAGACGAGGGCGUAGCGGUUCACUGCAUGCACGGCCAUGGGAGGACAGGGACCAUGCUGGCCUGUUACUUGGUGAAGACCAGAAAGAUCUCCGGGGUGGAGGCCAUCAACGAGAUCCGGAGGCUACGUCACGGUUCAAUCGAGACUGACGAACAAGAGAAAGCUGUUGUGCAGUUUUAUCAGCGUAGCAAAUAAGGACAUGUUCACGAGAAAGGGGUGGCGCUGAGGCGGCGCUGUUCGCCGUGUAGCUCCUACUCUGUUAGGUAACAUCCAUCUUUCGAAAAUGUGUGGUAAGUGACAAAAUAUUAGCUCCAAGUGCCUCACUGAGACGAUAUAUGUAACGGUGAGAUCUCUCUUUUAUUGGUGUCCACUUGCCAAAAAUUGACAAAAAAAAAAACAGGAAGUAGGACAAUAAAACAUUAAAAGUGUCUCACAAAAGAAUGAAAACAUUUGACUAUUUGUGUCCUUGGGCAGUUUGACAAAAGAAACAACGGUACAGCUCUAAAGUUAAUACUCCUAAUACAGCUACCAUAGAACAUGCUACGUGGGGUUGAUGCGGCUCAAUAAUCCAGGUCAGGAAAUCACAGGAAGUUGAAUCAGUUCAUCUGGACAAUUUUUGUUUUCUCCUGUUUUCUCCCCAAUUGUACUUGGCC
Messenger RNA from Lampris incognitus (smalleye Pacific opah), 996 nucleotides. Its product is annotated as dual specificity protein phosphatase 23-like. The coding region runs from base 83 to 538 and encodes 151 amino acids. Gene Ontology annotation, molecular function: protein tyrosine/serine/threonine phosphatase activity. Gene Ontology annotation, biological process: cilium assembly; protein dephosphorylation. The record is from RefSeq and is a predicted model, not a curated record. The transcript is spliced from 3 exons. Lineage: Eukaryota; Metazoa; Chordata; Actinopteri; Lampriformes; Lampridae.